AUGCUGCUGCUGUGGAUACUUUCACUGCUGCUGGGAGCAGUAGCAGGAAAAGAAGUCUGCUAUGAAAGGCUAGGCUGCUUCAGUGAUGAUGCUCCAUGGGCAGGAAUUAUUGAAAGACCUCUGAAAAUCCUACCCUGGAGUCCAUCAGAUGUCAACACCCGCUUCCUCUUGUACACCAACGAGAACCAAGACAACUAUCAAACUAUCACUGCAGAUGCAUCCAACAUCAGGAGCUCCAAUUUCCAAACAAAUAGGAUGACCCGCUUUAUUAUUCAUGGAUUCAUAGACAAAGGAGAAGAAAAUUGGCUGGCCGAUAUGUGCAAGAACUUGUUUAAAGUGGAAAGUGUGAACUGUAUCUGUGUGGACUGGAAAGGUGGCUCCCGAACUGGAUAUACCCAGGCCUCACAGAACACCCGGAUUGUGGGAGCAGAAGUGGCAUAUUUGGUUGACUUCCUUCAGUCUCAAUUCGAAUACUCACCUUCCAAUGUCCACCUCAUUGGUCACAGCCUUGGUUCUCACAUUGCUGGGGAGGCUGGAAGAAGGACCGAAGGAGCUAUUGGACGAAUCACAGGGUUGGAUCCUGCUGAGCCUUGCUUUGAGGGUACACCUGAGCUUAUACGCUUGGACCCCAGUGAUGCUCAAUUUGUAGAUGUAAUUCAUACAGAUGCGGCCCCAAUAAUCCCUAAUUUAGGAUUUGGUAUGAGCCAAAUUUCAGGUCACCUAGAUUUCUUUCCAAAUGGUGGACUAGAGAUGCCUGGAUGUCAGAAGAAUAUUCUCUCUCAGAUUGUUGACAUUGAUGGAAUCUGGGAAGGAACUCGUGACUUCGCAGCCUGCAAUCACCUAAGAAGCUACAAGUACUAUAUUGAUAGCAUUGUCAACCCUACUGGCUUUGCUGGUUUUUCUUGCUCCUCUUACAGUGUUUUCUCUGCAAACAAGUGCUUCCCCUGUGCAAGUGAAGGAUGCCCACAGAUGGGUCAUUAUGCUGAUAGAUAUCCUGGGAAAACAAGAGCAGAGGGUCAGACAUUUUAUCUAAAUACUGGUGAUAAGAGUAAUUUUUCACUUUGGCGGUACCAGGUAACUAUCACACUGUCUGGAGAGAAGGUUACAGGACAUGCAUUAGUUUCUUUGUUUGGUACUGGAGGAAACUCUAAGCAGUUUGAGAUUUUCAAGGGCUCUCUUCAACCAGGCUCUACUCAUUCCAAUGAGAUUGACUCUGAUGUGGAUGUUGGGGAAUUACAGAAGGUUAAAUUUAUUUGGUAUAACAAUUUGAUCAACCUAUUUGGACCCAGAGUGGGAGCAUCUAGGAUCUCAGUGGAAAGAAAUGAUGGAAGAGU
Castor canadensis (American beaver) is the source of this 1334-nucleotide messenger RNA. Its product is annotated as pancreatic triacylglycerol lipase. Lineage: Eukaryota; Metazoa; Chordata; Mammalia; Rodentia; Castoridae. The record is from RefSeq and is a predicted model, not a curated record. Gene Ontology annotation, molecular function: lipoprotein lipase activity; protein binding. Gene Ontology annotation, biological process: lipid catabolic process.